This is a messenger RNA of Sceloporus undulatus (fence lizard), 2486 nucleotides long. It is a transcript of the gene CFAP100, whose product is annotated as cilia and flagella associated protein 100. The record is from RefSeq and is a predicted model, not a curated record. Lineage: Eukaryota; Metazoa; Chordata; Lepidosauria; Squamata; Phrynosomatidae. Bases 243 to 2159 code for a protein of 638 amino acids. The transcript is spliced from 16 exons.
GAACAAUGGAAGAGACAGAACGGAGAGGCAUCCUUCCAAUGGGCUUUGCAGCAGGGACCCUUUGUGCGCCAGGGGAGGAGCAGAGGGCAAAGCAGAGGAGAAGCUAACCCCAUCGGAGCAGAGCAGUCAGGGUCUUUUCUGCUUAUGUGCUCGGAAGUGAACAUACGUAUAUACCUUUACUGGGAAGCAGACCUCUAGUACAAACUUUAACUUGCAUUUUGUGAAGACAGAUUGCCUUAAAUAUGUAUUCAGUCUCUUUUGCCCGAUCAAAUAUGGCUCUGGAUACAGACAGCUCCGAAGCCAAUUUCAAAUCAAGGCUGGAGUCACGGCUGGAGUCUCGGCAAACAGGAGAUGUGUUUACCAUUCCCUCAACAAAGUCUUUCUCUAGACAAGAAGUAGAAAAGCCAGAUGCUGCUCAGGAGUCAAAGGUGUGUUUUGACAAAAACCCCUUUAAAAUCCCAUCGAAUAUUGAUAUCUUCUUAUUGCGAGACCAACAGAGGGAAAAGGCAAAAGCGGAGCGAGAGCGAAGGAAGACACUGAAGGUCCAUGAAAAGAUGACUUGCUCCACUCUGCAGAAUACCAAGCACUCUGGGUUCAAGAAAGAGAUCCAGAUGGAAGAAGAAGCUGAGGACAAAGAGCUGGCAGCAGAAGCAGAACGGCUUAAAGCUCUGCGAGAAAGCAUCUCAUGGAAGAUAGCAAUCACCAAAGAUCAAGUUGUAGAAAAAGAGCCCAUUCAUGACUACAUCAAUCAGAAACGACAGAUGUUCUUGCUGCAGUAUGCUGUAACUGUAAAAAAAGAUGAAAUUCAGAAAUUGGAAAAUCUGGCAAUUGAAGAAGAAGCCAAGCUGGAAAAAGCAGAGGAAGAACUAGAGAGGGACGCUGCCAUGUUUGAUGAGUUCCUGAAGGAGAAUGACAAAAAUUCUGCCCAAGCCCUGAAAAUUGCUGAAAAAGAAACCAAAGCCAAACUGGAGAAAAUAAUUGAGAUCCGGGAACUGACAGCACAAAUGAUGAACCUCCAAAGUGAGAUAGCCAGGUUUGAGGACACUUUGCAGGAGUAUGUGGUAUUUAAGGACUUCCUCUACCAGCUGUCCCCCAAGGACUGGCGGGAAGAUUAUGAAAAGCGGCAGAUAAAAGAAAAAGAAAAAGUAGUGAAAAUAACUCCUGGUCUGAUGGAUGACAAACCUGCACUGAUACCAUCAAAAAUACAAGAUCACCGAGAAAAGAGCAGGCGGCGGGCCAUGAGUAUAACAAAACGCUCCAGUUUUGACCUGUCCAGAACAGACCUUAGCUCCUCCAGGACACCAAGUCAAUUUAUGGCUAGAAGGGACUCUGUCAAGCAGAGCCGAAGGUCUUCAAGGCUGACUGCCCAGUCAUCUCAAAGCAGAAAACAAAGCAUGCAGGUUCCCACAACAGAUGAAAAGUUUACUCCAGACCUAUCUGAUGAUGAUGAUGAUGAUGAGGAACCUGAGCUAUACUUUACACAUCCACAGCAACUGUUGAAUCUAUUCACUGAGCUGGAAGAACAGAAUCUGUCCCUAAUUCAGAAUUCUCAAGAGACAGAGGAAACCUUGGAUGAGCUUCGACAUACGUUGACUAACACACGGAAUAAAAUGGACAAUGAAAUAGAACAGCUGAAACAGCUGACUGUCACUCUUCAGACCAACAUCAUUAAAGAAGAGGAGACUGCAGCAGAACUUGAACUCAAAGCACGUGUGUUUUCCUUUGGAGAAUACAAAGCGGAAGUUCAGGACAAAAUGUUGGUGAGCUUGCAUCGAAAGGUGCUGGAAGUCUAUCGACGCUGCAUUGGAGAAAAUGAGGCAAACCUAGGAACCGUGCAGAUGCUAACUGUUAUAGAACACCAGUUAGAUGACUUGCUGGAGUGUCUUGAGAGGGUACCCGCAGCAAAGAUAGAACAAGCUGAGAAAGCCAAAGAAAAAGAAAGACGGAUAAGAAUGAGAGAAGAAAAGAUAAGGCAACAGAGACUAUUGCAGGAGGAGAGGUUGCAGCGAGCGCUGGCAAGAGCACAAGCAGAUGUUAAGAAAAAGACUGGCAGAAGAUUGAUUUUCCGUUCUGAGCCUCCUGCCUUCAGAGAGAAGGAAGAUGAGGAUCAAGGGCUUAUUGACAAGGAAAAGGAAGAACUGCUCUACUACUUUACUUAGCAAGCUGAAAGCUGCAACAAACUAUGAAGCAUGCAGAAUGUGACAAAACUGAAUGGGGAGGACUUUGGGAGAGUCUGGAAAUUAUUUGAGAAGAAAACUACACCUCUUUUAAAUUGCAUUUCUUAAUACUAGUUACACACACAAGAUGACAAGAGUGCUUUAUGCUGUUUUAAGUUAGAAAAUCAAAAUCCUUUCACAGUGGCCUUGUUAACAAAAGUUUACAAGAUUGCUGAAGCAGUAGGACCCCCCCAAGGUUAGCAACAGAAAGCUAAGUUGCACAUAUAUGUAAAUUCUGGAACUAAAAAAAAAAGCAGUGGCAUGAACAAG